UUCUCUCAAUUAAACGCUGCUCAAUUAUUUUUAAUUUUAUUUUUCUCUGUUCAUAUUUCACAAAAAAAUUGAUUUGUUGUUUUUUGUUUCACAAAUCUGAUUAUAUUUUUAACACACAUUAAUCUUCAUCUUUCCUAUUCAUUGAUAUAGAUUUCAACUCAAAUUGUUGAAUUUCAUUUGAGAUUUUUUACGAGAUUUUUCAAUUUUUUCAUCUCAAUUCUUUGGUAUCAUUCAAGAUUGUUUUUGCUCUUAUUUACAAUUUGAAAGUAGAAUAUUUUUUUGUGGUUGAUUGAUGUAGUUUGAGGGUGAAUUGAUGAUUUUUGUUUUGAGGGUUUCUGUAACACCUAGGCCCAACGGACGACUGGUGACUACUCAUGGAGACUGUAGACUGGCCUUAUAAACCAACACAAGUCUUUUCAGCGUGCUUUGACCUCACUCGUGCGCGCGGAAAAACUUCUCAGGAGGUUACCCAUUCUAAGAUUACUCCCCACCAAACACGCUUAACUGUAAAGUUCUUAGCAAAUGGGAUCCAUGAAAAGAAGAUGCACCUUGUUGAUAUGUGCAGUCUAUCAAUCUUUUUUAAGCUUAAUCUGGGGUAUCACAGUUUUUUCACAAGAAUUGGAGUUUUGGUUUUGGGGUUUGAAACAGAAAGCUGUACAACAAUGAAGACACACCCUCAUCCUCUCUUCUAUACUAAUGUCAUCUCUUUCCGUUCGAUCUUUCUACUUCUCUCCAUGGUAGCCUUAUUUUGACACGUGUAUAAGCUUUUGAAGAAUUGAAGUUGGAAUAAUCUAUGCCUGGACAAGCCAAAGAACAAGAAAAAUGGAGACUCUUAUGGAUGCAGGAUGCCUUAACAAAUAGCAACACCAAAUCAACAUGAAAAAUGGGAGAUUCUGAUUUGUCCUUGGAGGACACUAUUUUGCUGCCAUAUGUAAUAGUCCUAUUUUUAAACCUCUUUUAAUCUUAGCUUAAAUAGUCUUGAGUAUGGAUUAGUGCUAGUAACUUAUCUAGUUAUUUAUCCUUAAGUGCCAAACAUAAUGACAGUUUAAUUUAUAAAACUUUUAAGUUUGAAUAAACUAAGUCUUGUUUGGUUAAAUGUUAUUAUUAUAUUAAAAAUAAAGAUUUCAAUGUACUUAAUUUUAAAAAAGUUAAUUUGAUUUACUAUAA
Messenger RNA from Amaranthus tricolor (Joseph's coat), 1167 nucleotides. RefSeq lists its product as uncharacterized. Lineage: Eukaryota; Viridiplantae; Streptophyta; Magnoliopsida; Caryophyllales; Amaranthaceae. The transcript has 2 exons. The record is from RefSeq and is a predicted model, not a curated record. Bases 375 to 752 code for a protein of 125 amino acids.